This is a messenger RNA of Cylindrotheca closterium, 1677 nucleotides long. NCBI's taxonomy places the organism in Eukaryota, Bacillariophyta, Bacillariophyceae, Bacillariales, Bacillariaceae. The record is from the annotation of a GenBank genome assembly.
AUGACGACCAAUCAAACAACCACAGUGCCCAGCUUUAUAUUCACAGACCAAGCCUUUCAAAAACCUGCUUUUUGUGGUGGUUUUGGAAUGCCGUCGUUUGGGUCAUCCUCAACAAACAACAACCAUAAUGAAACAUCCCAAAGAGGAGGCGGGUUGUCCACAGAAAAGGAAGAAUUGGACAAGUUACUGGCAGACAAAAUGAAUGGUCUAAGUGUCAAGGAUCGGGAAACCAUGCUAGAAGAAGUGAACGGAAUCGCACAUUCGGAUCCUGAAGAACCCUCUCGCCUGAAUGCUUGUUUAGAAGAGUUGGACAAUCACCUGAAAACGCUAAAAGAAGGAACAGUGUACGAACAAGCUGAACGAAUGGACUCGGCAUAUGUUUCGAAUAGAGCCUUUCGUCUCAAGUUUCUAAGAGCCAAGCGAUACACAACACCAGAAGGUGAAACUCGAUAUGAUCCGAAACGAGCUUCGGAACUCAUCAUCAACUUUUUUCAAACCAAACAGACCUUAUUUGGUUCCGAGAAAUUAACAAAGGACAUUACUUUGAACGAUCUAACCCCAGAAGAUCGAGAAGGAAUUGCACGAGGAAGUUUGCAGGUAUUGCCCAAUCGUGAUAUGGGUGGUCGACACGUCGUCAUCAACUUUCGUGGCUUUGCCAAAUUUCACUCUUUGAAAAGUGAGGUAAGAGCGAAAUACUACACCUUUAUGAGCAUCAUGGAAUCGGAAGAAGCCCAAAAGGCGGGCGUCGUUUUGAUUUUCUAUACGGUGGGACAAUAUCAAGAAUCCAAGGAUGGGGGCAGCCUGGCGAAGCAAGGAAGACACAUGAUGACUUUGCCCAUUCAUUGGGCCGCCACACAAGUCUGUGUGGACGAUUACAAGCAGUAUAUAUUGUUGAAAGCAUUUUUCCAAAUCGUCCCCGCCCAGUUUGCCGCCAAGGUCCGUGUCCAUUUUGGAACCCAUUUGGAAAAUCAGUAUACGUUACGGGGGUAUGGAAUUCCAGAGGGCUCACUUCCCAUUUCCCCGGCAGAUUCGAGUUUGUUGCUCUACAAUCAUUUAUUGUGGUACAACCAACGCGAGGCGGCUGAUAAGGAACGAGAGAAUAGUGCUAGUACUACUACUAGUCCAGCAGCAACACCGCAAAUGGUUGUCUCGUCGUCCUCCAGUAACGUCGAGCAGAUCAAUACCAAAGACAAGACUCACAAGAAGGAGAAAGACGACCUUUCCCUGGGAAUCCCAAUGGAUGAAAUGGAUGAUGAUGUAUUUUCCCUAGAUCCCUUUGACGAAAGCGACGAGUAUGAUACUCUCAGUCGAUCGACUAGCAAUUCGCAGAUCGUUUCGGUCGAGACAUCCCCGUGCCGUUCCACCUCUCCGAAUACUGCCAUCAGUCCACGUUCCACAGACAUUUUGUUUGGACAAUCACACAAAUCACACCCCGGCAACCUUCGAUUCCACGAAGUCAUUACACAGCACGUGGGUGAGUACGAGGCGGCGAGUGGACGGCAAAAGAAGAUUGAAUUUGCCGAGCACUUGGUACAGCACAUCAAGGCGAGUGGUGUCCGAUUUUUGAUCUACGACAAGGGAUCGAUGCGAUGGAUGGAAGUUCCAGACACCAAGGCACGAAAUAAGGUUUCGAAAACGAUUCGAAAUCGACGUCGCAGUGCUGACUACAAGGAUUAA